CGGGGCUGUGCAGCAGCAGGACAGCGCUCCCGGGAACGCAAGGCUGUUCCCAAAGGUUGGGGAGCGCGCUGUGCCCGAGAUUCUGGGAGCGAGGCCCCAAAGGAGCAGUGGCGAGGCAGCAGGAGCCCCGUGGGGCAGGAGGGCUCCCCGUUCCCGAGCCCAGCCCGGCAGUGCCGUUCCUGGCUCGCAGCCCGAGCGCGCCCCCGCCUCAUCCGUGUUCGCCUUGCGUAAGGUGGCCCUGGCCGAGCCUAUAAAGGCGCAGCCUGCGGGGCCGGUGCCAGCGGCACCAUGGCAGCUGCGAGGGACACGGCGCUGCUGGCCUGGAUCCUCUUCGUCGGGGGCACGGCGCUGGCGGCCACAGAACCACCAGAAGCAGAGACCAAAUACGGGAGAGUCCGAGGGUACCAAUUCAAAGUGGACACAGCUGAGAGGACUGUAAAUGUCUUUCUGGGACUUCCUUUUGCUAAGCCUCCGGUUGGAUCACUGAGGUUUUCUGAGCCCCAGCCACCUGAGCCAUGGGAAGGUGUCAGAGAUGCCACUUCCUACCCACCAAUGUGUCUACAAGACAAAGUACUAGGACAGUAUAUUUCAAAUGUGGUUACCAACAGAAAAGAGAAAGUUCCUCUCCAAGUGUCUGAGGAUUGCUUGUACCUAAAUGUGUACACACCCGUUUCUACAGGAAAACAGGAGAAGCUGCCUGUUUUAGUAUGGAUCCAUGGAGGUGGAUUAGUUGUUGGUGCAGCUUCAUCAUAUGAUGGCUCAGCAUUAGCAGCCCUUGACAACGUGGUGGUUGUAACAAUUCAGUACAGAUUAGGUCUCGCUGGAUAUUUUAGCACUGGUGAUGAGCAUGCCCGAGGUAACUGGGGAUAUUUAGACCAAGUAGCGGCUCUUCGGUGGAUUCAGGAAAAUAUUGACCAUUUUGGAGGAGAUCCAGGAUCUGUCACUAUCUUUGGAGAAUCUGCAGGAGGAAUCAGUGUUUCUGCUCUUGUCUUAUCUCCCCUGGCCAAGGGCUUGUUCCACAAGGCCAUUUCAGAGAGUGGUACUGCAACCCUGGGCUUCUUCACUGACCAGCCUAACAAGGAUGCACAAAAAAUUGCUGCUGUCUCUGGCUGUGAAAAAUCCAGUUCUGCUGCAAUGGUUGAAUGCUUGAGAGGAAAAACAGAGGAAGAACUACUACAGAUAACACAGAAAAUGGAUUUGUUCUUCGUCAGUGCAUGUGUAGAUGGUGUCUUCUUUCCAAAGAGUCCCAUGGAAUUACUAUCUGAAAAAUCAAUCAGUGCAGUCCCAUACAUCAUAGGAGUAAAUAACUGUGAAUUUGGAUGGGGACUUCCAAUGAUGAUGAAAUAUCCUCCUUUUGUGGAUGGUCUGGAUAAAGAUGUUGCACGUCAGAUUCUACAGAGCAACCUAGCAUUAUUCAUUAAGGGUAUAACAUCUGAAGUUGUUGACAGAGUGUACAACGAGUACAUGGGGGAUGCAGAAAGCCCUGCUCAGGUCCGGGAUGGCCUCCUGGAUGCAAUGGGAGAUGUCUUCUUUGUCAUCUCAGCUGUGGAAGUGGCCAGAUACCACAGAGAUGCUGGCAACCCAGUCUACUUUUAUGAAUUCCAACAUCGACCCAGUUCAGCGGAAGGUGUGGUACCAGAGUUUGUAAAAGCAGAUCAUGGAGCUGAGAUUGCCUUUGUCUUUGGAAAGCCAUUCUUAGCUGGAGAUGCUACAGAAGAAGAAAAUACACUUAGCAGAACUGUUAUGAGAUACUGGACCAACUUUGCCAAAAAUGGAAAUCCCAACGGGGAGGGCUUGGUCCACUGGCCUCAGUACGACCUGGAGGAAAAAUACCUGGCAAUAGACCUGGAGCAAAAGGCAGCAGAGAAACUGAAAGAACACAGAGUAGAGCUUUGGGCACAACUCAGGAAACAAAAUCAGACUGGAAGAAGAAAACACACAGAUUUAUAAGAGCUGUGGAGGGUUCGGUUUGCUUUUAAAACCCAAGGGAAGUCAAACAAAACGAGUUUGUCAGGCUGCAGAGCAAUAAUCACCUUCUAACUCACUGUUGUGUAAUCUGCUGUCCUAAUCACAGUGAAAGGAGAGAAACAAGGGGCAUUCAGAAUGUUUGUCAGACUAAAAAUCACUAUUUAAUGAAGCAAGCAGAAAGAAAAAACCCUCAGUCUUUCCAGGGUCCAAACAGACCACGGGACCUACUCAGUGCAUAUCAAAACUGAAUACUAAGGUGGGAAUGGGCAAAUGAAUUGAAAUCUGUAAGAAAUUAUCUAUAUGGAACAGACAAUGAGUGUCAGACUAUUAUAUGCUUAUUCCCCUCUUCUUUCAGAAGAGCCUGGUCAGUUGUCUGUCCUUCCUAGAGCCUCUUUCUGCUUUAACUGGAAAUUGCCUGUAGGCAGCAGAGCAUCCAUCAAACUGUGUCUGCAAGGUGGGCUUGACACCUCACAAAAGAGAACAGAAAAUCUCCACUUGUUUCAUUGGUUUGUGAAUAAAUAAAUGUUGCUUUGACUUUUUGGAC
This is a messenger RNA of Prinia subflava (tawny-flanked prinia), 2512 nucleotides long. Its product is annotated as fatty acyl-CoA hydrolase precursor, medium chain-like. The coding region runs from base 289 to 1950 and encodes 553 amino acids. The transcript is spliced from 13 exons. NCBI's taxonomy places the organism in Eukaryota, Metazoa, Chordata, Aves, Passeriformes, Cisticolidae. The record is from RefSeq and is a predicted model, not a curated record.